This is a messenger RNA of Oncorhynchus keta (chum salmon), 3502 nucleotides long. It is a transcript of the gene rabepk, whose product is annotated as Rab9 effector protein with kelch motifs. NCBI's taxonomy places the organism in Eukaryota, Metazoa, Chordata, Actinopteri, Salmoniformes, Salmonidae. The transcript has 8 exons. Gene Ontology annotation, molecular function: protein binding. Bases 520 to 1410 code for a protein of 296 amino acids. The record is from RefSeq and is a predicted model, not a curated record.
UCACCACUUCCAGACUUUUGGGUGGGAUGGUGGACACUGAUUAUGUCAUGGCGGAUGCAAGCAAUGUUCCCAAGCUCCCUGGCAGGCGUCUUCCCAGUCUCUAUUCGUAGUUCUCCCAGUCAUCCUCUUGGGUAAUGUGCGUGUUGGGAUAUUUAGUUUUUAGUUUAUUUAGUCCUGCAACAACAGUGACCUCGUGUGGACACAUUGGCACAGCACACAGACUCUUCACCUGCGCAAUAUCCAUGACGACAGCGCUGUUACGUCGUUUACGCGCGGACACGACAUUUUGUUGCUAGCUAGUUGGGAAAGCAGCUAGUACAUAUUUUCGUGCAGCUAAACCGUCAACAUGUCUUUAUAUUGAUUAAUGUAGCUAUAUUAUACAUAAUAUAAUUGAAAUAGCAGCUAAACGACGUGCAACAGAUAACACUGAGCCUUCGAACGUGGAAUGUUAGUGGACACAAUGGUCCGGUUUAUGCCUGAGCUGAUCUGAUCUGAUCAUCAUUGUAACUGAUCAUCUGAAUGGAUGCCUCCAACAGAAAAAUGGAAUUACUUCCUGUGCUGGAUCCAGAGGAUAAACCACGAGCAGGACUGUGGUAUGCUAUGAUACCCAGAGGAGGUGGUCCAGGAGUUAGUGUGGGCCACACCUGUAUAUACAUCCCCUCUGAGGAUGAUGGCAAGGGGAAAGUCCUGAUCAUAGGAGGAGCCAACCCUAAUGGCAGCUUUUCAGAAUCCCAUGUCAUAAACCUGGACAGUCACGAGUGGGACAUUCCUGAAUGGGAGGGUCUGGAGGCACGGUAUGAACACUGCAGCUUUGUCCCUGAGAGCUGUCCACAGAGCCUGUGGGUGUUCGCUGGGGCACAGCAGAGUGGCAACCGCAACUGUGUCCAGAACCUACAACUCACAGGCGGUGGGUUGUGGAAGGGUGUAGAGGUGAAAGGGACGCCCCCCUGUCCCAGGACGUAUCACACUAACUCAGCCAGCGUCGGGGACCGACUGUUUGUCUUCUCUGGAGGGGACUCGGGGGCCACACCUGUCUCGGACCCCAACGUUCACGUCUUCGACACAGUUACCUGCACCUGGUCUCAGCCAGACACACAGGGCAGACAUCCCCCUGCAAGACACGGCCACGUGGUGACAGCGGUCGGACCCAAAAUCUAUAUCCACGGAGGCAUGGCAGGAGAGAAGUUCUACAGCGACAUCUACUCUCUAGACACCAGCAGUAUGAAGUGGGAGAAGGUCCAAGCCAAAGGAGACAUCCCCCCGGGGGUGGCUGCCCACUCGGCUGUGGCCCUCGGAAAGAACAUCUACAUCUUUGGAGGGAUGACCCCAGAAGGGGCCAGCAAUGCAAUGUACAGAUUUCAGUGUGGGCCAGACGUGCUACCCUGUUCUGAGCCAAUGGCAAUUUCCUAAGUCCCUCUUUGUGGCACCUGACCACACGACUGAACAGUAGUCCAGGUGCGACAAAACUAUGGCCUGAAGGACCUGCCUUGUUGAUAGUGCUGUUAAGGCAGAGCAGCACUUUAUUAUGGACAGACUUAUCCCAAUCUUAGUUACUGUUGUAUUAAUAUAUUUUGACCAUGACAAUCUACUUGCUCAAUUUCCACAUGAUUUAUUACAAGAUUUAGUUGAGGUCUAGGGCUUAGUGAAUGAUUUGUCCCAAAUACAAUGCUUUUAGUUUUUUAACUAUUUAGGAUUAAUUUAUUCCUUGCCACACAUUCUGAAAUGAACUGCAGCUCUUUGUUAAGUGUUGCAGUCAUUUCGGUCGCUGUAGUAGCUGACGUGUAUAGUGUUGAGUUAUCCGGAUACAUAGAGACACUGGCUUUGCUCAAGGCCAGUGGCAUGUCAUUAGUAAAGAUUGAAAAAAGUAAGGGCCCUAGACAGCUGUCCUGGGGAAUUCCUGAUUCUACCUGGAUUAUGUUGGAGAGGCUUCCAUUAACCCCUCUAGGGUAUGUGGGAGUGUCCCGCCUGGCCAAAAUCCAGUGAGAUUGCAGAGCGCCAAAUUAAAAUACAGAAAUACUCAUUAUAAAAAUUCAGAAAAGAUACAACUAUUUUACAUAGGUUUAAAGAUUAACUUCUUGUGAAUCCAACCACGGUGUCAGAUUUCAAAAAUGCUUUACGGCGAAAGCAUAACUUACAAUUAUUUGAGUACAUAGCCCAGCAGACAAAUCAUUACAAACAUUACAAACAGUAACAAACAGUAAGCAGUAGAAGAGUUACACAAGUUAGAAAUAGAGAUAAAAUUAAUCACUUACCUUUGAUGAUCUUCAUAUGGUUGCACUCAGAUGACAUUCAUUUAUUCAAUAAAUGUUCCUUUUGUUCGAUAAAGUCUCUCUUUAUAUCUGAAAACUUCUGUUUUGUUUGCGUGUUUUGUUCAGUAAUCCACAGGCUCAAAUGCAGUCACAACAGGCAGACAAAAAAAUCCAGCGUGUAUCUGUAAAGUUCAUAGAAACAUGUCAAACAAUGUUUAUAUUCACUCCUCAGGUUGUUUUUAGCCUAAAUAAUCGAUAAUAUUUCAACUGGACAAUAACGUCGUCAAUAUAAAAGGUAAAUAAGAAAGGCACUCUCUCUCGGUCAUGCGCAUGAAAAAGCUCUGUGACACGGCAGGGUCCACUCAUUCAGACUGCUUUUACUCCCUCAUUUUUCAGAAUACAAGCCUGAAACCAUUUCUUAAGACUGUUGACAUCUAGUGGAAGUCAUAGGAACUGCAAUUUGAGUCCUAUGUCAAUGGAUACUGUCAUGGCAUUGAAUAGAAAACUACAACAAACAAAUCCUACUUACUGAAUGGAUUUUUCUCAGGUUUUCACUGCCAAAUUAGUUCUGUUAUACUCACAGACAUUAAUUUAACAGUUUUGGAAACUUUCAAGUGUUUUCUAUCCAAAUCUACUAAUUAUAUGCAUAUCCUAUCUUCUGGGCCUGAGUAGAAGGCAGUUUAAUUUGGGCACGCUUUUCAUCCAAAAUUCCAAAUGCUGCCCCCUACCCUAGAGAAGUUAAAGAACACCCUCUGUGUUCUGUUAGAUAGGUAACUCUUUAUCCACAAUGUAGCAGGGGGUGUAAAGCCAUGACACAUACAUUUUUCCAGCACCAGAAUAUGAUCGAUGUCAAAAGCCUCACUGAAGUCUUAACAGCCCCCACAAUCUUUAUCAUCAAUUUCUCUCAGCCAAUCGUGUAGGUGCUGUGGUUGAAUGUUGAAUUUGUUUACUGUAUAAUUGCAUUGUAUCUGGUCAAACACAAUUUUUUCCAAAACUUUACUAAGUGUUGGUAACAGGCUGAUUGGUCAGCCAUUUGAGCCACUGAAGGGGCCUUUUUAUUCCAAGGUAUUGGAAUGACUUUUGCCUACCUCCAGACCUGAGAGCACACACUUUCUAGUAGGCUUAAAUUGAAGAUAUGGCAAAUAGGAGUGGCAAUAUUGGCUGCAAUUUUCCAUCCAAGUUCUCUGUAUAUUGUGUCAUGUUUCUCUAUGUUCAGAUGCAAUAAUUGCCACUGUUGUAUCUAUCCUGGAGAG